Molecule: messenger RNA, 1317 nt
Organism: Arachis stenosperma
Lineage: Eukaryota; Viridiplantae; Streptophyta; Magnoliopsida; Fabales; Fabaceae
Product: probable F-box protein At4g22030
Exons: 1
Coding region: 48-1280 (410 amino acids)
Source: RefSeq, a predicted model, not a curated record
CAGCAAGACCACCAUUAUUCAAACACAACAAUAACUAACAACAAACAAUGGCUUCUUUACAGAUCAUCGCAUCAUCAUCAUCAUCAGUGUUUUCUUCUUCUUCACAGAGAAUCAAAUCCUCCAUCCAAUUCCCAAAGCUCCCUAAUAGAGUUCCUCCUUCUUAUAAUUAUGUACCAAGCAGAAAGCUAUUUGAGGAGCUCAACGGUUUCCGUUUCACAACCCCACCAACCUUUCAACAAGAUUCUUCUUCUUCUUCAUCAUCGUCGUCAUCCAACACAACUCAACAACUCUAUGCAAUUCUAGAGGCUGUAGCUGACAGGGUUGAACUGCACCACAACGUUGCCGACCAGCGUAACAACUGGAACACCCUCCUCUUGAACAACAUCAACAUGCUCACCCUCACUGCCACCGCCAUGGCCGCCAUGGCUGCCGCCACACCACUCUUGGAACUCAAGAUAUCCUCCACGCUCUUGUUCUCCGCCGCCACGGGAAUGAUGCUGGUGGUAAACAAGAUCCAACCCUCCCAGCUGGCGGAGGAACAAAGAAACGCCACGAGGCUCUUCAAGCAGCUCCAGUCUCAAAUCGAAACCACAAUAGCACUUGGAAACGCUAACCAGGAAGAUGUGAAGAAGGCGAUGGAGAAGGUUCUGGCACUUGACAAAGCCUACCCUCUUCCAUUAUUGGGUGUUAUGAUCGAAAAAUUCCCUUCCAAAUUUGAACCUGCAGUUUGGUGGCCGCAACAACAACCAUUAUCACCAUCUUCAAAGCGAAGAAGUGGAAGAAGAAAUGGGUGGAACGAAGGGCUAGAAAGGGAACUGAAGGACGUAUUGGAAGUGGUGAAGAGAAAAGACAUGGAAGACUAUGACAGGCUUGGGAACAUGGUUUUGAAGAUCCACAAGAGCCUUGCAAUUGCAGGGCCAUUACUGAGUGGAAUUGCGGCGGUUGGUUCUAUGUUUGUCAGUGAAGGGUCGUCGUGGGUUGCCAUGGUUACGGUUAUGGCUGGGGCUUUGGCAACUGCGGUGAAUGCGUUGGAGCAUGGUGGACAAGUGGGGAUGGUGUCUGAGAUGUACAGAAACACUGGUGGAUUCUUCAGGCUUCUAGAAGAUUCGAUUGAAGAGGAGGUUGAGGAAGAAAGAGAGAAUGGGGAGUUGUUUGAGAUGAAAGUGGCUUUGAAGCUUGGAAGAAGCGUUUCACAGUUAAGACAACUUGCAAAAAAAUCAUCUUAUUCUCGUGUUGAGGGGACUCCCACUAAUGAUGAAUUCGCUAGCAAGAUCUUCUAAUAAUAAAAUUAAUUCAUCUAAUAAUUCUUUAAGUUCA